Messenger RNA from Drosophila innubila, 337 nucleotides. RefSeq names its product cecropin-C. Gene Ontology annotation, cellular component: extracellular region. Gene Ontology annotation, biological process: antibacterial humoral response; defense response to Gram-positive bacterium; defense response to Gram-negative bacterium. Bases 78 to 269 code for a protein of 63 amino acids. The transcript has 2 exons. The record is from RefSeq and is a predicted model, not a curated record. Lineage: Eukaryota; Metazoa; Arthropoda; Insecta; Diptera; Drosophilidae.
UCAGUCACACAGCUUCAGUAAGAGCAACAACAGCUUCAGUCCAGUUUCCAAGGAAUACACACAACUUAUAGCUCAACAUGAACUUCAAUAAGAUCUUCAUCUUCGUCGCCCUCAUCCUGGCUAUCAGCUUGGGUCAAUCUGAUGCCGGUUGGCUGAAGAAGAUUGGCAAGAAACUUGAACGCGUUGGCCAGCACACUCGGGACGCCACCAUUCAGGGCUUGGGAAUUGCCCAACAGGCUGCAAAUGUGGCCGCCACCGCCAGGGGUUAAGACUAUAAUUAUUAUUUAUUUAUUAAACAUUAUUUAUUAAAACACAAACAAUUGUAAAUAUUAAUGUU